Molecule: messenger RNA, 773 nt
Organism: Candoia aspera
Lineage: Eukaryota; Metazoa; Chordata; Lepidosauria; Squamata; Candoiidae
Product: A-kinase anchor protein 13-like
Exons: 5
Coding region: 105-773 (222 amino acids)
Biological process (GO): adrenergic receptor signaling pathway; regulation of Rho protein signal transduction; positive regulation of canonical NF-kappaB signal transduction
Cellular component (GO): membrane; actin cytoskeleton
Molecular function (GO): MAP kinase scaffold activity
Source: RefSeq, a predicted model, not a curated record
GAACUCGUCCUUAACUUGCGGUGACUCUCAGUGCCUGAUUCUUGGGAUUUGGCAGAAGUUGCUGAAGCCUGCAUGCUGCUUCAUGCAGACACACAUUCUGGGUCAUGAAACUUAAUCCACAGCAAGCUCCAUUGUAUGGUGACUGCAUAAUCACCGUAUUGCUUACCGAAGAUGACCAAGUUGAAAGUGACGAUGUAAUUUUUUAUCUCGUUUUUACUGGAUCCGCCAUUCAGCACUGCACCAGCACUAGGAAAGUUGAUUCAGGGACAUUGGAAACCAUUGCUCCAGGCCAUGACUGUUGUGAGACAGUGAAGGUCUCUCUCUGUGCCACCAAGCAAGGCCACCCUAUUCUGGUGGUGGCAGAGGACAGCUUACAGUUUGUCCAGGAUGAAACUUACGAUGCAGCACAGUUCCUGGCGUCAUGUGCUGGAAACCAGCAAGCAUUAAACUUUACACGCUUCUUGGACCGCUCCAGGCCGCCUGCUGGGGACUUGGAUUUUUUGGAUGAGAAAGUAACGUUGGCGUUUCGUCACCUGAAACUGCCGACUGAGUGGAAUGUGUUGGGAGCAGACCAUAGUCUCAAUGAGAAUGUUCCUCGGGAGACGUUGUUGCAUUUUGCAGCCAGACUCGGUUUGCUGCGGCUGACGUGGUUUCUGUUGAAGCAACCAGGUGGCAGAAGUGCCGUGAGUGUCCCCAACAGCGAAGGAGCCACGCCAGUGAGCUUGGCCUUGGAGAGGGGCUACCAGAAGCUGCAUCAGAUCCUAACCAAGUAA